This is a messenger RNA of Alnus glutinosa, 736 nucleotides long. RefSeq lists its product as uncharacterized. NCBI's taxonomy places the organism in Eukaryota, Viridiplantae, Streptophyta, Magnoliopsida, Fagales, Betulaceae. Bases 40 to 696 code for a protein of 218 amino acids. The record is from RefSeq and is a predicted model, not a curated record. The transcript has 3 exons.
CUAUAUAAAUUGAACCAACAAUUAGCCGGCCCGAGCCAAAUGGAGAAGACAGAGAAGGAGACCGAGAGCGAGACCGAAAUAUUCCGAGAAAUCGUGGAAACGGGCUCGGGCACGGAUGGUUCUCAUCCACGCACGGAUCCGACCCGGAAAUCGGAGACCGUGAAGACGAAGGUGCCGGAAGUGGAGGUCCACCUGUUCCGGCGGGGCAAGGGUCCGAUCGACGUGUUCAAGGCUGGACUUGGAGGUUGGGAACAGGACGAGCUCGAGGUCCGAGACAUCCUUGACAAAUACGGGUUCAAGUCGAUCUACGCGUUCAAUUCCGGGGCGGGGCGUGGCCUCGCGAUCCGGUUCAAUCCGAGGAACGGACGGUCUCUGUUGACUUACAGGGACGGAUCCGUGGUUUACAUCGAUGGGGAGCCCAAGGAUUCCUUGAUCAAACCAGUAACCAAGAUCUUGUUUGGGGUAGCAGUUAUAACCAUUUUGCUAACAUUGGUUUUGAAGGAAACUCCAGUGUGGGUCGAGAAAUUUAACAUUUUUGGUGGGAGCUUCCCUCCAUGGAUCCUUGCUUGCGUGGUUAUCGUAUUCACUCGCACGAGGAAAAGAACUAAGGACUUGUUGAAAAAGGUUGGCGGAGAUCGAGCCACCUUAGUUGUUAUAAAAGAACUGGUGCCUGUGACUGGAGGAAUGAGUUUGUGAAUUAUUUCAAUGCAAUUCAGGCCGUGGAAUGGGUUUUACA